UUAUUUGUGCCAGAUAAUGUGCAAAGUAUUCGCCCAUAUUCUUAUGAACCACAAUGCGCUUCCGGAGAAAAACACUCCGAUGCUAGCAGUACUAGUACUGGUGGUGGUACCGACAACAACGGCUCGUCAUCCGACUCGCUAGACUCCACUCCGGCAUCGAGAUCUUCCACCAGAGUGGGAAAUAAGGAAUGGUGCAAAUGUGGUUUUUGCACCGAAAUGCAGACCGCCAGAGAGAGCAUUUGUUGUAGAGAAGUGGAAAAUUCCAGGCACAAAUGUGAUGAAAUUGCAUCUGAUAAAGUUUCAUGUGUGACGGAGCAUGAGGAGUUUCAAACAGCGUGCAGAGCAAGAUUUAUUCUUCGCCUAAGUCUUGUACACAUGCAUGAUGUUCAUCCUGGAGACUUAAGAGAACCCCUUUCUAACAGGGUUCUGCGCCUUGCUGGUUACAGGAACUUCACCUACUGGGUACACAAAAGAAUUGGACGCAGGGUUCGAAGAGUAAUCCCUGCAUGUGUCAUUGCAUCUAUCCGUUCAACCUAUCCUGAGGAAAGUGGAGUCUAUGUCGGUUUCAAAGAAGGGUCCGAAUCUGAAGUUGAAGAGGCUUGGUUACCACACUGAGUUUAUGAAAUAGAAAUACAGGUUUCACAUGUUUUAUUUUGCUCAUAUUGGUCCUGUUUAGCUAUAGCAGCAUUUCAUACUUUGAGGGUCAAUUGCAUUUUUUACAAUUAUGAAUGCAUGUGAAAGGCUGACAAUUAAUAACGUUACCUUUACUCCAUGUCUGUCUGUUUUGAAAAUCUUGUCGUGUGCUUCGCUAUAAGUUCCUCCUUUGGUGGACACGGCUUUGGGGCGAGGUUUUUGGGUAGAUCUGGUACAGUAUGAUGUAAUGGCUCAUCAGCUACAAGUA
Priapulus caudatus is the source of this 901-nucleotide messenger RNA. RefSeq lists its product as uncharacterized. NCBI's taxonomy places the organism in Eukaryota, Metazoa, Priapulida, Priapulimorpha, Priapulimorphida, Priapulidae. Bases 217 to 615 code for a protein of 132 amino acids. The record is from RefSeq and is a predicted model, not a curated record. The transcript is spliced from 3 exons.